UCAGUGGACCUUCGCAAAUCUCUCUUCCCUAUCGUCAUGGCGUCCCAAGCCCGAAGAGGCGGAGUUUCCCUCCCCGACCGACGAAACUCCAAGAAAGAGGAGAGCGGCGUAAUUGCCAGAAUCUCGCACUCGGAAAUCGUCUCUCGCGGGAAGCAAGCGGCAUCGGACGCGGCGAUCGUGACGAAGAAGCUCCUGAAAAGCACCGGCAAGGCGGCGUGGAUCGCCGGCACCACCUUUCUCGUCCUCGUCGUCCCUCUGAUCAUCGAGAUGGACCGCGAGCAGCAAAUGAACGACCUCGAUCUCCAGCAGGCCAGCCUCCUCGGGACGGCGGCGCAGAAGUGAGCGAACUCCGAUUCGCGCCGGAGAAAAAUCGGUAUCGGAUUUCCCCAAUCCAUGUUGUUUACUGUUCUGUACUGCUAGGCUUUUUGAUUUUGACUAUGAGAUUAUGAGCUUGAACAUUUCCUGUGAGGUUUCGAUCCUGCUUAGCUCGUGAGAUUCCAAGUACAUUGGAUUUGAGAUUAGAAUAAUUAUCAUUCUGUAGAAUUAGGGCCUUUUUCGGCUGUUAAGAUCCACUUAAAUACCGAUUUCUAUGUCUUUUUGAGCUGUACCUUGUUUGUUAUCCAGAUAUUUAUAUCAAUGGAGUAUGCAAAAUGCGAAAUUUUCUAAGCGCUAGACGCUAGCUGA
Messenger RNA from Morus notabilis, 684 nucleotides. RefSeq names its product mitochondrial import receptor subunit TOM9-2. The coding region runs from base 37 to 342 and encodes 101 amino acids. The record is from RefSeq and is a predicted model, not a curated record. NCBI's taxonomy places the organism in Eukaryota, Viridiplantae, Streptophyta, Magnoliopsida, Rosales, Moraceae. The transcript has a single exon.